Dendrobium catenatum is the source of this 1278-nucleotide messenger RNA. RefSeq names its product probable 6-phosphogluconolactonase 1. The record is from RefSeq and is a predicted model, not a curated record. Gene Ontology annotation, molecular function: 6-phosphogluconolactonase activity. Bases 221 to 1033 code for a protein of 270 amino acids. The transcript is spliced from 4 exons. Gene Ontology annotation, biological process: pentose-phosphate shunt; carbohydrate metabolic process. Lineage: Eukaryota; Viridiplantae; Streptophyta; Magnoliopsida; Asparagales; Orchidaceae.
GGGAUUUUUUUUUUUCAGAAAAAUAAUGAAGUUCCUACUGAGAGAGAAAGAUAGUGAGUAACGGAAUUAUCUCGUAGAAGGACAGCGGGGGGUCGGUUGAGGUACUAAAGAAGGCAAUUUUGAAAGGGGUUUUCUUUGUGUUUGAGCUCAGGACCCUGGAAUGUACGUGUGAGUGGAGAUAGAAGAAAUCUUCCUAACUGGACUAUAGUGGUUUUACAAAAUGGCUGCUUCUGGUGAUGUGAAGAGCAUCAAUGAGCUGAGAAUUUUUGAAAGUAUAGAUGAUUUGGCUACUGAUUUGGCUGAGUAUAUCGCACAAUUAUCAGAGGUUUCUGUAAGGGAAAGGGGAUUUUUUACUAUUGCUUUAACUGGUGGAUCGCUAAUUAGCUUGAUGGGGAAGCUUUCUGAAGCUCCUUAUAACAAAACGGUUGACUGGACAAAAUGGUAUGUUUUCUGGGCUGAUGAGCGGGCGGUGGCAAAGAAUCAUGUUGAUAGUAAUUAUAAGCUCACAAAGGAUGGAUUCCUUUCAAAGGUCUCUGUUCUAAAUAGUCACAUCUACUCUAUCAAUGAGAAUUUGACGGUGGAGGAAGCGGCGCGAGAAUAUGAAUUCAUGAUCCGACAACUAGUCAAGGUUCGCACAAUCGAUGUCUCCGAGAGCAACGAUUGCCCGAAGUUUGAUCUUAUCCUCCUUGAACUAGGCUCUGAUGGUCAUGUAGCUUCUCUCUUCCCUCACCACAUUUCCCUCCAGCACAAGGAGGAUUGGGUCACUUACAUCACUGAUUCACCUGAGCCACCACCUGAGAGAAUCACAUUUACGCUUCCGGUGAUCAAUUCGGCGUCCAACAUUGUGAUGUUGGGUGUUGGUGAUGAGAAGGCAAUGGUGGUGAAGCAAGUCAUUGAUAAUCUUACCAACGGCCUCGAUGUCUCUUUGCCGGCCAAGAUGGUGAGCCCAAGUGAAGGGAAGCUAGUGUGGUUCUUGGACAAGCCUUCAGCCUCCUUCCUCAAUGCAAAAGAAAGCAAACAAGAUGAAAUAUAGCAGUAAUGUGAAAUUUGUGUAUGUAGAUGAUCACAAUGUGUUUGAUAUAUGUUAGUUCUUUUUGUUUGGUCCUAUUAGGAUAUUCUCUCAACUGUUAUGUGAGGAAAGAUUAAUAAGCCAAUCUUGAGGCAUAGAAGUGUUGGAGAAUGAGGUGAGGUGUAUGAUGGCAGAGAGCUCAUAUAUUUUGUUCUUUAUUGGAAAUCAUUUACUGGAAACUUAUAUAGAGGACCUUUUCUUUUUCUUUC